GAGACAGAGAGAGAGAGAGAGAGAGAGAGAGACAGAGAGAGAGAGACAGAGACAGAAAGAGACAGAGAGAGAGACAGAGAGACAGAAAGAGAGACAGAGACAGAAAGAGAGAGAGAAAGAGAAUCCUCUCAUCUUUCCAGACUACUUUAACUCCCUAAAGAAGAAAGAUCUGAAAGAAAACAAAGAAAGGACUACAGGAGCUGGAUAAAAAGCCAAGCCACUUUCUUGGACACACAAUUGAGCCUUAAGCUAACUGUUAUUGGAAUAGAGCCAUGCGUAGGGAAGCUAGCGACAGAUCAAUCUAUCCUGGAGUAGAGAGACAGAGAGCCAUGCGUAGGGAAGCUAGCGACAGAUCAAUCUAUCCUGGAGUAGAGAGACAGAGAGCCAUGCGUAGGGAAGCUAGCGACAGAUCGAUCUAUCCUGGAGUAGAGAGACAGAGAGCCAUGCGUAGGGAAGCUAGCGACAGAUCUAUCUAUCCUGGAGUAGAGAGACAGAGAACCAUGUGUAGAGAAGCUAGCGACAGAUCGAUCUAUCCUGGAGUAGAGAGACAGAGAGCCAUGCGUAGAGAAGCUAGCGACAGAUCGAUCUAUCCUGGAGUAGAGAGACAGAGAGCCAUAUGUAGGGACGCUAGCGACAGAUCGAUCUAUCCUGGAGUAGAGAGACAGAGAGCCAUGCGUAGAGAUGCUAGCGACAGAUCGAUCUAUCCUGGAGUAGAGAGACAGAGAGCCAUGCGUAGAGAAGCUAGCGACAGAUCGAUCUAUCCUGGAGUAGAGAGACAGAGAGCCAUGCGUAGAGAAGCUAGCGACAGAUCGAUCUAUCCUGGAGUAGAGAGACAGAGAGCCAUGCGUAGGGAAGCUAGCGACAGAUCUAUCUAUCCUGGAGUAGAGAGACAGAGAGCCAUGCGUAGGGAAGCUAGCGACAGAUCUAUCUAUCCUGGAGUAGAGAGACAGAGAGCCGUGCGUAGAGACGCUAGCGAAAGAUCAAUCUAUCCUGGAGUAGAGAGACAGAGAGCCAUGCGUAGGGAAGCUAGCGAAAGAUCGAUCUAUCCUGGAGUAGAGAGACAGAGAGCCAUGCGUAGAGAAGCUAGCGACAGAUCUAUCUAUCCUGGAGUAGAGAGACAGAGAGCCAUGCGUAGGGAAGCUAGCGACAGAUCUAUCUAUCCUGGAGUAGAGAGACAGAGAGCCAUGCGUAGAGAAGCUAGCGACAGAUCUAUCUAUCCUGGAGUAGAGAGACAGAGAGCCAUGCGUAGAGAAGCUAGCGACAGAUCGAUCUGGCGAGAGACAGAGAACCACCACUGGGGCCUUUGGGGACCUGACCGUAUGCUAGUUUCUACAUUCAGAUUUUUUUUAAUAUUCACUCCACUUUUCUGUUCUCCACUUUUCACUUAUUUUAAUGUUACAUGAGAACGAGUGUUAACCAUAACCAGAGACAUGUUUUUGUGUCAGGGUUGAGUUAAAAAAAAAAUAAUUCUGAAAUCUGGGUUGAGUUUUAGAAUCGGUUUGGCUUCAAGCAAAGAGAAAA
This is a messenger RNA of Oncorhynchus mykiss (rainbow trout), 1521 nucleotides long. Lineage: Eukaryota; Metazoa; Chordata; Actinopteri; Salmoniformes; Salmonidae. The record is from RefSeq and is a predicted model, not a curated record.